Molecule: messenger RNA, 994 nt
Organism: Spinacia oleracea (spinach)
Lineage: Eukaryota; Viridiplantae; Streptophyta; Magnoliopsida; Caryophyllales; Amaranthaceae
Product: co-chaperone protein p23-1
Exons: 6
Coding region: 227-754 (175 amino acids)
Biological process (GO): chaperone-mediated protein complex assembly; protein folding
Cellular component (GO): nucleus; cytosol
Molecular function (GO): Hsp90 protein binding; protein-folding chaperone binding
Source: RefSeq, a predicted model, not a curated record
UACAAACAACUCUACAACAAAAGAGAAAAGAGAAAAGAGAAAAGAAAAGGUGGUUCUGGAACAUUCAAGAAUUCUCUCCAUGUUUUCGAGAACAAACCCUUCUCAAUUCUCAUAAUUAACCCCCCUCCCAUUCACAUUCUCAUUUCAGUGUCAUCUUCCUCUUAUUUCUCCGGCGUUUCUUCAGAUACUGUUGUUCGUUCUUUCACAUUCUCUGUUUCUGCAAAAAAUGAGUCGACAUCCAUCUGUCAAGUGGGCUCAAACAUCUGACAAGAUCUAUUUAACCAUUGAGUUGCCUGAUGCCAAGGACGUGAAGAUGAAACUUGAACCUGAAGGAAAAUUCCUUUUUUCAGCUGUGAAAGAUGGCAACCGUUACGAGGUUGACAUUGAGUUGUUGGAUAUGAUCAAUGUAAAGGAGAGCAAGUAUAACAUUGGGGUGAGGCACAUAGUGUAUGUUAUUCAAAAAGCAGAAAAAAAAUGGUGGAGCAGGCUGAUAAAACAGCAAGGGAAGCCUCCGGUUUUCCUCAAGGUUGACUGGGAUAAAUGGGUGGAUGAAGACGAGGAGGAUGAGAAGAGUUUUGACUACGGUGACAUGGACUUGUCGAAAUUAGGCAUGGGUGGGGAUGAUGAUUUUGAUAUGGAUGAUUCAAUGGACGAAGAAGAAGAAAACAAAGAAGCGAGGAAAGAGGAAUCCGUUGAAGCAGUGGUUGAAAAGGACACACCCAUUCAACCAGUGGCUAAAGAGGCUAAGGCUUGACUGCAUUAGAAAACAGUAGGGAUGAUAUUUGCAGCUGCAUCACGUUAUUGACUUCAAUGGGGGAAUACCAGCACCUUUGAGUUGUCCGUGUAUGUUUCUUAACGUUGUAUAAGAAUUCUGGCAUAGACGAGAUUGCUAUCACUUGUUUUUAGUUUAAUUUUUGAGUGUAAAACAUAUCUUAGGACUUAGGGUAAUAUUGAUGUCUUCUGCUUUUGCUGAAAAACAAGCGUGUUCUCUCAA